AUGGCGACCACAAAGCCCGACCAGGGAAAGGUUGUGGACGAGGCGACGCAGCAGAUGCACCGCAUUCGUGUCACCCUCAACAGCCCCAGCGUGAAGAGCCUCGAGAAGGUCUGCUCCGAGCUGGUGCGCGCCGCCAAGGAGAACAAGGUGACGGUGAACGGCCCGGUCCGCAUGCCCACCAAGACGCUGCGCAUCACCACCCGAAAGACGCCCUGCGGCGAGGGCUCCAAGACCUGGGAUCGCUUCCAGAUGCGCAUCCACAAGCGCAUCAUCGACCUGCGAAGCACCUCGGAGAUCGUCAAGAAGAUCACCUCGAUUGGCAUCUACCCCGGUGUGGACAUCGAGUUCACCAUCGCCAACUCAUAA
Molecule: messenger RNA, 366 nt
Organism: Rhagoletis zephyria (snowberry fruit fly)
Lineage: Eukaryota; Metazoa; Arthropoda; Insecta; Diptera; Tephritidae
Source: RefSeq, a predicted model, not a curated record